This is a messenger RNA of Formica exsecta, 2506 nucleotides long. Its product is annotated as proton-coupled folate transporter. The transcript is spliced from 9 exons. Gene Ontology annotation, cellular component: membrane. Bases 776 to 2311 code for a protein of 511 amino acids. Gene Ontology annotation, biological process: transmembrane transport. Gene Ontology annotation, molecular function: transmembrane transporter activity. Lineage: Eukaryota; Metazoa; Arthropoda; Insecta; Hymenoptera; Formicidae. The record is from RefSeq and is a predicted model, not a curated record.
GGGUAUAAGAUACCGCCGUGAACACUCGGAAAAACACGUGGUUGCCCGCGGAUAUCAGCUGAUAAUGCUUUGAACGGCGUAAAGUGCACGUGUCGUGUUGCAGUAUCUGGCGCACGAUGCGAUCUCGCACGUCACUGGCCGAAUUAUCUAGUGAUUGUGUAAUAUUGUCAAGACCCGAGAGCCCGAUUAUGUAAAUUCGUCUUCAAUAAGGCAACCCAAACGGACAGAGAACGCCAGUUGUACGAGAGUGGACGUGCAUAGCUUGCUGGUUUUACAUCAGUUGUACGUUACGCGCCAAAAUACGUGUCUUGCAUAAUAUUACUCCGAAUCACAUGGGCGAACGAUAUCGCGCCGGUUACGCAUACAGUUGUCACGAUGAGUCGCGAAUGAUCGAAUAGCAUUGUUUUAUUGAUAAAUAUUAAUAAAAAAAGGAUAAUAUUAGAAUUUGAAUUCAGUAAAAAAGAAUACUAUUUAUGUACAACAUCGCGCGCAUGUUAACAAAUUUAUUUUCAUUUAAAAGAGUUCGAUUUGUUUUACUUAAAGAAGCUGGAUGAAUCAAAGAUAAACAACUCCCAUUAACUCAUCACAGAAAGAAUUAACUCACGCAGCAAAUAUCAAGCGAGAAUGCAAGUGACUACAUUUUGCGAGACGUGCAGUAAAGAAACGGUCUUCGCAAAAAUAAUGGAUAUAUAAAACAGUCGAUUGGAAAAAGAAGAGUCGAAGAGUCGAAAAAGUGCUCCUGUGUAGAAAAAGAGAUCUCUUAAUAAAAAGAAGAAUGGCGAAACCCGUAAUGGCUAAUAGCGAUACUAAAGAUGAGGCGGUACCACGGGUGGAAUCUACUCACAGAAACAGAGAAUGCAGAAAAUUCUUUGGAUGGAUAAAAUAUACAUCAGUAGAGCCGACAAUGUGGCUCUACAUGAUGGCGUUCAUGUUUACAUCGGUCGUCGAGCAAGACUUUUUCAAGCAUAAAGCAUGCCGGGUGGAUCACGGAUAUUCGGAAGAAAUCUGCUCGAAGUUGAACGAUGAUAAAAACAAAGCGAUAAAGACCGAAGUGCAGAUAACUGUCUCGGAAUUUCAUCAAUGGAACGACAUCGCCGGGCACGUGAUGCCUAUUAUUUUGGCAAUGUUCUACGGGAACUGGAGCGAUCGGCGCGGACGCAAAUUGCCGCUCGUCCUCGGCUUGAUCGGCAAAUUUAUCUACUCUUUCAUGGUCGUGAUCAAUUCCAUGAUGGAUACUUGGAAGCUGAACAUGGUGGUGUACACGGCCACCCUACCGAUGAGUUUGCUGGGCGGGGAUGUUGCAAUCUUCGGCAGCUGCUUCGCAUAUAUAUCGGACGUAUCCUCCAUGCAACAGAGAACCCUGAGGAUUACGAUUCUAGAUGUUAUUUAUCUCAGCACGAUGCCAUCGGGUAUCGCGCUUGGAUCUUAUGUGUUCAGUCAUUUAGUCAAUUCAUCCUAUACGAUUAUGUUCAUCGUAAACGCCAUGUUGCUUGCAUUGGCGAUUAUAUAUUCGCUCGUGUGGCUUAAAUGGCAAACGUCACCACGUCAGCAACCGUUGUCCGGCACCAAUUUGCUGGUGGACUUUUUCGAUACGAGACACGUCGCCACGACGAUGCGAACGUUGUUGAAGUCGAGGCUCAAUCACGGCAAACUCCACCUGUGGUUUCUUCUGCUCGCAAUGUGCCUCUAUACAUUCCAAAGAGACGAGAAACCCAAGAGUCAGAUGUAUACUUCAUUAAUCUUCAAAUGGGACGUGACAGACUUCAGUAACUUCAAAACAUUCCAAUCGACUCUCUUCGUGUUAGCAAUGCUCAUCGGGGUGCCUAUAAUGAGUAAAUUGAUAGGAAUGAGGGACACAUUCAUCGUAGUAAUUGGAGCAAUAGCGCAUGCAGCCGGAAGAAUAGUAUUUAUAUUAGCAAAUCGACCGGAACUAUUUUACGUAGGUGCUGCUGUUGCUGCGUUAGGUCCCGUAGUAGCACCUGUACUCAGAUCCAUGACUUCCAAACUUGUAUCCAUAGAAGAGCGAGGAAAAAUAUUCGCGAUGCUCUCCGUAUGCGAUAAUGCGGUCCCGCUCUUCAGCGGCACUUUGUACUCUCAAUUGUACAACGCCACGAUAAAGACUGCACCGAGCUCAUUUUAUUGGUUGACGUUCGCCACGCAGAUUACCGUGCUUCUGCUUAUCUUGCUCAUACAAUUUACAUCUUGGUCUAAACACGCGACCGAACAACAGGAUUACAUCGAUGACGAAUCUGUGGCUCCAUCGCUACCGAAUACUUCAGAAGCUAACUCUUCCAGUAAUGUAACCGCGUGACGAUAACUGAAUCUCGAACUGCUCAGAGAGAACGUACAAUAAGAUAUAUCUGAAACUGCCAUAUAUAAGUAACGCAUCAAAAAUCAUAACUUGUUAGCACUGACAUUUCAUCUGAUCAUCUUAAGAAAUAUGUACAAGAUGCAUUUACUAGAUUCAGAAUUUGUUUUUUUUUUUUUUUUUUUUUUUUUUAUUUUU